Molecule: messenger RNA, 3901 nt
Organism: Quercus robur (English oak)
Lineage: Eukaryota; Viridiplantae; Streptophyta; Magnoliopsida; Fagales; Fagaceae
Product: E3 SUMO-protein ligase SIZ1-like
Exons: 18
Coding region: 437-2962 (841 amino acids)
Biological process (GO): protein sumoylation
Molecular function (GO): SUMO ligase activity; zinc ion binding
Source: RefSeq, a predicted model, not a curated record
CUCUCUCUCUCUGUCUCGCGCGCCUUCAAAGAAACUACCUGCCCUUCCCUACCCAUAAAUUCUAACCCUCACAGACACACAGUGACAGUCACAGUCACCGCCCAAUCAGAAACUAGACUCAAAAUACUCCUAAGAACCACGCUAGCAAAACCCGGACGUGAAAAGCAAAUUCCAAACUCCGAAAAAAAAAAAAAAAAAAACCCAAUUAGAUAACCACAAAAACUUCACGUCCGGAUCAUUUCGUCCCCAAAGAGAAUAACGUCACUGAUGAUGGCUCCGGGUCAGUACUAGGUCUAGGACUAGGAGUAACUAAUAAAAACCCAAGUCAAUCAGAAACAGCAGCGAACCCUAACUCGUUCGUGAACUCAACGAUUCUCUUCCUUACUCGUCCUCAGCGUGUGCAAGUGCGUGUCUGUGUGAACUUGUUUAAUUGUUUAUGCGCGAAGAAAUGGAUUUGGAAUCCGAUUGUAAGGAAAAGUUGGCAUCUUUUCGAAUUAAAGAGCUUAAGGAUGUUCUCACCCGGCUGGGUAUUUCUAAGCAAGGGAGGAAGCAGGAUCUUGUGGACAAAAUCUUAUGCUCACUUUCAGAAGAGGAAGUUUCCACUGCUCGUGGUUCAGCAAAGAAAAAUGGUACUGGAAGGAAUGGAGUAGCCAAAAUAAUUGAUGAGGUGUACAGAAAAAUGACGCAUGCGGAAUCUGCUGAUUUGGAAAGGAGCAGUCUGAAGCCUGAAGAAGCCAUUGAAAAUUCCAUCAAUACAUACAUGAACAUUUGCUGCCCCUGUGGAAAUUCUGUGCCUACUGAGUCCAUGAUUCAGUGUGUGGAUCCAACAUGUCGAGUGCAGCAACAUAUUGGCUGUGUUAUUAUUUCGGAGAAGCCUAUGGAAAUUCCACCAAUUCCAUCUUUAUUCUAUUGUGCAACUUGCCGAAUAAAACGGGCAGAUCCCUUCUGGGUGACUGUCAAACAUUUACUACCUCCUAAGAAGUUAUUUGCUUCGAGUAUUCCAACUGAUGGUGCAAAUCCACUGCGACUGCAUGUUGAUGAAAAUUUUCAACUGACAACAGCUGAUAGAGAUCCUGAAUAUAAUGUUCAGGUUUGGUGUUUACUUCUCAAUGAUCAUGUUUCAUUUAGGAUGCAGUGGCCACAGCAUGCAGAAUUACAGGUUAAUGGUAUUACUGUUAGGACAGUUAAUAGACCUGGAUCACAGCUGUUAGGUGCUAAUGGUCGUGAUGAUGGCGCAUUAAUCACAGUAUACGAAGGAAUUAAUAAUAUUUCGUUAUCAGGAUGCGAUGCUCGUGGUUUUUGCUUUGGCAUCAGACUUGUGCAGCGGCUUAGUGUUCAACAGGUUCUCAACUUGAUUCCCAGAGAAGAAGAUGGUGAGCUUAUUGAGGAUGCACUUGCCCGUGUUCGUCGUUGUACUGGUGGUGGGGUUGCUGCAGCAAAUAAUGAUAGUGAUAGUGAUGUAGAAGUCAUUGCUGAUUCAAUUACAGUUAAUCUUCGCUGCCCUAUGAGUGGCUCUAGAAUGAAGGUAGCUGGUAGAUUUAAACCUUGUGUCCACAUGGGUUGUUUUGAUCUUGAAACUUUUGUGGAGCUAAACGAACGCUCUAGGAAGUGGCAAUGUCCUAUUUGCCUCAAGAACUACUCCUUGGAGGACGUCAUCAUUGACCCUUAUUUCAAUCGCAUUACGACUAUGAUGAGAAACUGUGGAGAAGACAUGACGGAGAUCAAUGUGAAGCCUGAUGGUUCUUGGAGUGCAAAGACUAGAGGUGAAUAUAGUGAUCUUGCUCAAUGGCAUUUCCCUGAUGGUUCUCUCUACAUUGCUAAAGAUGAAGCUACUUCCAAUUUGAAAUCCUUAAGGCAGAUCAAGCAGGAAGAUGUUAUAGAAGAACAUAGAAAUCUUAAAAUAUGUAUGGAGAAGAAUCACAAUGGGGUUACAAUUAGCAAGCAUCAGCAUAUCGUCCUCUCCUCCAGGAAUCAAGAAGAAAAUUGUGAGAAUAGUGACCUGAAUGUGAUAAUGAUGUCCAGCAGUUCCACUGGAAGUGACAGAGAUGAUGAAAACCCAAGUAUUAGUCAGGACCGUGGUGGGAAUAUUGAUAUCUGUGCUAUUGAUGGAAAUGAGAUCAAUUCCAUUCCUCAUAAUUCUGACCCUGCUUUUGGAAUUUUAAAUGGUAGACCUGCACUAAGAGAGGAUGCAGCCAUCAUAGUUCUCAGUGAUUCAGAAGAAGAGGAUGACCGUUUGUGCUCAUUUGUGGAAGAUUCAGCUCUUAAUGCGGACGAGACUUCUUGUUUGGGUCUCUUUAAUGGCAAUGCCAGUGGCAACAGCAACGGCAAUGGCAAUGAAAUUGGAUUCUCACACUGGCCAUAUGCUUCAGGUACUCAAGCAGGUCCUGGUCUCCAACUUUUUGGCACUGAUUCAGAUGUCUCAGAUGCUUUUAUUGAUUUGGAGCAUACUUCAAUUUCUUCUUCAGCACCAAUGAACUGUAUUGGAGGAGCUUCAAGGUUAACUGUAAAUUCUGGCGGACAGGUCCUAAAUUCUUCUGUUUGCCAUAACAAUAAUGAAAUAGAUAAUGGUUUGGUUGAGAAUCCCUUGGCAUUUGUUAAUGAGGACCCCUCACUUCAAAAUUUCCUUCCAAAUCAACCAGCUGAUAUGUUGGAGCAAGCUAAUAGGGACCACCAACAUUCUGCAUCAAAUGGUUUUGAGGAUUGGAUUUCUCUUAGGGUUGGAAGAAAAGGCGAAGAAGGUGUUGACAGUGAUGUUGAGGUUCCUGCAGUGUCUCCAGCUGCAAAUGGACUAGAUUUGAGAAACCAGAGUGGUUCAAAUGAAGCUGCUAUAAAUGCACAUGGGAAUGAUGAAACUGGGUCUAAUAGAACAAGUAGUAGGAAACUUUCAGAUGGCCCUUUCUCCUUCCCUCGCCAGCCACGGUCUGUGAGACAACGAGUUUGUCUCUCAAUAGAUUCAGACUGAGUAGAUAAACUGGACCUUGCUUGAAGUUACAUAGAGGAAGCCACUGGCAAUCUUAUUUAUUUUCAGUAUUUUCUUGGAGAGAUGGCAGUUAUCCUGCUCUUUGUUUCAUGCCUUGCUUUAAUUCCAAUGGGGAAGCAAAUAUUUCAUUGGUAGAUAUGAUGCACGCAAACGUUGGUGAUCAUGAUGUCAAUUGUAUUCUCUCUUGUGCAUUAUAGUAGUACUGGCAGUUCAGGAACUUCUUUAUCUACAGGUACAGUACAUUCUUCUUCUGUUUCUUGUGCAGUAGUGGUAUUGAAGAUUUGCAGGUGACUUUUCCUACUUGCAAAUAUACCCUUUUAUUUCAAGGAAAGGGGACCAAUUUAUUGCAAAACCUUCAGACAUUGUGGGAAACCUCAACUUUGUAACCUGUCCCCUUUGACCUACUAAAGUAAAUAACCUAUAAAUGUUUUAGCAUGAGACUGUAUGACAAGAUUCUUCUGUAAAUAGAAAGUGUUGAUUCGCAGGGUUGAUAAUUAUUAUGCACUUGCUCUUAUCAAAGUGCAAAUUUUGACUUUUACAAAAGAACAUGCCAGUUUCUUGUGUUCACCAAUUUUUUGGGCGCCAGGGAAAGUUAGGGUGUUGAAGGAUCCUUGAAAGCAUGUGAUGUAUUUCUGUAUUCUUGACAAGAUAAUUUUCGAAAGAGACGGGCAACAAACAGGAAGCAUUGCAAUUUUCAUUGUUUAGUGGUGAGGGUUUAGCUUUAGCAACGAGAAAAUGCUGCUAUGGUAUCUGUAUGUUGUAGAAUUUUAUGAUGUAUAUAUAUGGCUGAUUUCAUACAUUAAGCUGUCAUUUCUAUCUUAUUUGUACAGAUAUCUGCUCUAAUUCAGUCUUGGGCUCUGAUUGAAUUGGUGCUGGUAGUAAUCCCUUGUAUCAAAGUCUUUCUUCUUCUUUCUUUUUUAA